UCCAGGUGGCUAGUUUUUCCAUAGAAGAUAUUCUGCCUUUUCUUUUCCUUUCGCACUUCUUUCUCUUUCCCUGCUUUCUUCUUCCACCGGGCUCACAGCUCACUUACUCCAUUUCAGUGUGGUCACUGGUCACUUGGUCAGUACUCUCACAACUGAUUUUGUCCAUUUCAGUCGGAAUAGAGAGGAGUGUGCUCUUUUCUGGUCAAUUUUUUCCGCCCAUGAACAAUGGAAUGUUGGAAGGAAGAACCACUCGUCAUCAACAGAAUUGAACCAUGGUAUAGCUCGUCCAACCGGACCAAAUCUUCGGUGGUGAGCGGGUUGGGGAAAAAGCUUCUAUAUAUUGAAUUAUUGAUGAAUUAGUUCAACGAUCUCCGGCAGAAGAUGCCCAACAUCUCCGGUAGGCUUUGUAGGGGUAACCCUUUUUCUCUCUUUGUUUCCGAUGACUUCGCUGCUGCAACCGCCUCCAUUUUUCCGGUGAAUCCGCUGCAGCACCCCUCUUUGUUUUUAUGGCGAGUUGCAGCAGCAACCCUUUAUGUUUUUUUUUUCCCUUCGACAGUUUGCAAUGCUUGAGGACAUUUGGGUGGAGUUCCCUUUGACUAUUUGCAAAGCUUGAGCACAUUUUGGAUAGAGUUCAGCUGCUUGUUCCGGUUCAUAUUUCUUCACUAAUAAGUACUGUAAUAAUCAAAGAGAAAAAAUGGCUCAAUUGACCAAAAAAUCAAAAUAAUAAUGCACGUGGCCGGCCACAUCAGCGUUUUCCGGCAUAGUAUAUACUUGACCGACUAAAAAGAGGGAUUGAUAGUUUCUUUAUAGUUUAGGGAGUUAAUUGAAUGAUUUAAUUGUACAAGGACUCGCUCGAUAUAUUUGCUAUAGUACGAGGACCUAUUUGACAGUUUUCCUUUUAUUAUUAUUAUUAUUAUUAUUAUUAUUAUUAUUUGUAUUGUUGUUAUUAACUUAUUAUCUAUAUGCAUUAUAUUUGUUUUAUUCGUAGUCAUUCGUGUGGAGGCAUUGGUCAUUCCUUGAUGAUCCCUCUUCAGUUCACUCCAAAAGCAUUAACUCUAAACAUUAUUUCAAGCACAAAGAUACUUCACAGCUUCUCCAACUUCCUCGUUCUCCUGGGAUGGAAGUUGUGCGUGGGCCAAAUAAGAUUUUUUUGGGGACAAGGGAGAAUCAAAUAGUUUUGUGUUCAUUUAUUAUUAUUUGUAUUGUUGUUAUUAUCGAUAUGCAUUAUAUUGCAGUGUGGGGGCAUUGGUCAUUCCUUGACGAUUCCUCUUCAUUUCGCUCCAAAAAAAUUAAACUCUAAAUAUUAUUUCAUGCACGAACAUAUUUUGCAGCUUCUCCAACUUCCUCGUUCUCCUAGUGUGGAUGAAAUACUUAGCCAAUACAGUGCCUAUCGGCAAAAGAAAGAUGGGAUGGUAGCUGAUUCACUAAGGGAAAUUCUCAGUGGAUUGCAACGUUACUUUGACAAAGCAUUGUCAGCCUUGCUGCUUUACAAGAAUGAGCGUGACCAGUAUGAAGUAGCAAUUAAAGAUGGAGUCUGCCCUUCGUUUGUCUAUGGUGCUGAGCAUCUAUUGCGCUUGUUUGUUAAAUUGCCUGAAAUAUUGCACCAUGCAAAUAUUGAGAAUGAGUCAAUGAUCGAGUUACAGCAGGAAUUACAGGACUUCCUCAGGUUCCUACACAAGAAUCAGAGCUCAUUCUUUGCAUCAUUUUACAUUAAUUGAUCCUCAAGGUUGUGCUGCUGAUGCGGCGGCUCCAAGAAAGAAAGAAAUCAGAUGCUUAGCUUUGGCCACUUUACCAGUUUGUAUUUUGUAAUAUUAUAAUAUUAAAGUAUUAAGCUGUGAACGAGCCAAUCCACAGUGUCUGUCUCUUGCAUUUCAGAUGAACUGCCUUUUGCCGUGAACGUUUUCGGGUGGUUCUAGCUCCAUGUACUAGUGCCCUUACGACACAGGGUUUAACAACACUAUUUUCAAUUUUAUGUCCAAUAACUGAAUGGAUUUCUCUUUACCCAACCCGUGCAAUCCGG
Cuscuta epithymum is the source of this 2020-nucleotide messenger RNA. NCBI's taxonomy places the organism in Eukaryota, Viridiplantae, Streptophyta, Magnoliopsida, Solanales, Convolvulaceae. The record is from the annotation of a GenBank genome assembly.